AUGUCUGCCUCACCAACUCAAGCCGCUGUGCCAACUAGCUCGCCGCCCCCAGCCAACGUCCCCGACGACGGACCCAUCAAUCCUGAUGUCGCCGCCGACGAGACCGACAAUGAGUCUCAGGCGGAAACAGAGAGCAUUCGCACAUCUUCGACCGCGUCUUUGAGCGAAAGUAUUACCGAGUACCGUCGCAUUCAUGGACGUACCUACACCCAGAAGACCGACUACUGGGGCCCCAAUGACGAAAGGCAGAACGAGGGACUGGAGAUUAAUCACUACUGGAUGACCUUGUUCCUUGGCGAUAAACUGUUCCUUGCACCCCUUGGCGACAGCCCUCAGAAUGUUCUCGAUGUUGGUACUGGAACUGGUAUUUGGGCCAUCGACUUUGCCGAUGAGUUCCCGUCAGCCGAUGUCAUUGGCGUUGACAUCUCGCCUAUCCAGCCGGGCUGGGUCCCGCCUAACUGCAAAUUCCAAAUCGACGACAUUGAACAGGAUUGGACCUUCCCCGACUCUCACUUCGACUUUGUGCAUGUUCGAAACAUGGAAGGCAGUGUAUCCAACUGGGUAGACUUCUAUAAGAAGGCCUUCGAGACUAUGAAGCCCGGCGGCUACAUCGAGAUCAAGGAGAUGGAUAUUGAGUGCCGCUCUCAGAUCCAGACUCUUCCCGAGGACCACCCUUUCAAGAACUGGCGCAAGUUCCUUAGCCAGGCUUGUGACAAGAUAGGCAAGAUCCCAAACCAGGUCCACGAUCACGGCAUCGCCAAGGCUCUCCGCGAGGCUGGUUUCAUUGACGUCGUCGAAAAGAAGUGGCCUAUCCCUAUCGGCCCAUGGGCUAAGGAUCCCACGUUGAAGGAGGUCGGCACAUCAUCCUUAGAGUUCCUCGACCAGUCGCUAGAGGGAUUCGGGACAUUUUUACUCAAGGAGAUUCUUGGCUGGGAGUAUGCAGAGGUCAUCGUUUUCAUCAGCGAGAUGAGAAAGGCCCUGAAGGAUACCAGCAUCCAGCCGAUCAUGGAACUGCAUCUUGUAUACGCCCGUAAGCCUGAGCAAGAGGCACCCACAGCUCCUGAAGUCUGA
Colletotrichum gloeosporioides is the source of this 1071-nucleotide messenger RNA. Its product is annotated as Secondary metabolism regulator LAE1. The coding region runs from base 1 to 1071 and encodes 356 amino acids. The transcript has 7 exons. Gene Ontology annotation, molecular function: methyltransferase activity. The record is from RefSeq and is a predicted model, not a curated record. Lineage: Eukaryota; Fungi; Ascomycota; Sordariomycetes; Glomerellales; Glomerellaceae.